CUCUCUCUCUCCCUCUCUCGCACUCUGCCUCUCCUCAAAGGCUGUUCCACAGCGGAAAAUAUGCUCAGUGCAGCUGAGUGCAUGCAGGAAAAUACCUCCGGCAGCUUCUAAGCUAACACAAUGCAGCACAACGUUCAACUUACGGUUGCCUUCCUCCUCUGCCAGGUGCUGCUCCCUACGUACACAAAGGAUUUAGAAUGCACUCCGGGAUUUCAGCAAAAGGUUUUUCACAUUGAACAUUCGUCCGCAUUCACAGUGGGCCAACCAAUUCUGAAUUUGGUAUUUGAUGACUGUCAAGAAAAUCACAAAUUGAACUUUGAAGUUUCCAGCCCAGACUUCAGGGUGGAACCCAAUGGAGCUUUAGUUGCACUGAGAAAUCUAUCAGAUGCUGAGAGUGCUUUAGUCAUCCACGCACAGUCAGCCUGGGCAGAAGAUACAGUGGAGGUAUUGAUUGUUGGCAGAAAAGAAAAAUCUGGUUCUUUAAAGGAGCUCCUUAAAGCAGAAGAUGGCCUUGGAAGCAUACGGCAAAGAAGGUCCAUUGUUGCACCUCCAAUCUUAAUUCCUGAAAAUCAGAGACCCCCCUUUCCAAAACUUGUAGGAAAGGUGAUAGACAUUGACCGGCCGGACGGUUCAAAGUUUCGAAUUUUGGGGAAAGGAGUCGAACAGGAGCCAAAGGGAGUUUUCAAAAUCAUUGAGGGCACAGGAGAGGUCUUCGUAACACAACAACUUGACAGAGAAGCCAUUGCUACAUAUGAGCUGCAGGUAGAGGUCACUGAUGUCUCUGGGAAGGCAAUAGAAGGUCCGGUCCCUUUUGAAAUUAUCAUAAUAGAUCAGAAUGACAACAGGCCCAUCUUUCGGGAAGGACCAUACAUUGGACAUAUCAUGGAAGGAUCUCCAACAGGAAGUACUGUUAUGCGGGUGACAGCAUCUGAUGCAGAUGACACUUCUACAGAUAAUGCCGUGCUGAGAUACAACAUUCUGAAGCAGACACCAGACAAACCAUCUCCAAACAUGUUCUACAUUGACCCAGAGAAAGGAGACAUUGUCACAGUGGUAUCUCCAGCCAUGUUGGACCGCGAAACAUUGGACAAUCCAAAAUAUGAGCUCAUCAUAGAAGCAAAGGACAUGGCUGGACAUGAAGUUGGGUUGACCGGGACCACCACUGCAACAAUCGUCAUUGAUGAUAAAAAUGACCAUGCACCAGAAUUCACCAAGAAAGAGUUCCAAGCCACUGUCAAAGAAGGCAGCACCGGUGUGAUUGUGAAUCUAACCGUUGAAGAUCGAGACGACCCGGCCACAGCUGCAUGGAAGGCAGUUUACACCAUCAUCAAUGGCAACCCAGCCCAGAGCUUCAAAAUCCACACCAAUGCCGAGAACAAUGAAGGGAUGUUGUCAGUUGUCAAGCCUUUGGAUUAUGAGAUCUCAGCCUUCCACACGCUCCUGAUCAAAGUAGAAAAUGAAGACCUCUUGGUUCCGGAUGUCCUGUAUGACACCAGCUCUACAGCCACUGUUCAGAUCACCGUUCUAGAUGUUAACGAGGGGCCCAUUUUCCACCCUAAUCCAAUGGUUGUCACCAAACAAGAGAACAUCCCCAUUGGAAGUGUUGUCUUAACAGUUAAUGCCACUGAUCCAGACACUUUGCAGCAUCAAACUAUAAGAUACUCCACCAACAGAGAUCCAGCAGACUGGUUGGAAAUUAACCCUACCAAUGGAACCAUUCGUACCAAGGGCAUGUUUGAUCGCGAAUCCCCUUCCGUCUUGAACAAUGUCUACACCGCAUCUUUUUUGGCAAUAGACAGUGGUAGCCCUCCAGCUACAGGUACAGGAACGUUGCAGAUUAUCUUGGAGGAUGUGAACGACAACGCCCCGUCUCUUUACCCAACGGUAGCCAGUGUCUGUGAAGAUGCGAAAGAUGUGAAAGUUGUCAUUGGUGCCUUAGAUAAAGACAUUCACCCCAAUCAAGAGCCCUUCAAAUUUGAGUUGAGCAAACAAUCAGGUCAAGAUAAAGUAUGGAAGCUUACCAGAAUUAACAAUACCCACAGCCAAAUUGCCGUGCCCCCCAAUUUGAAGAAGGCCAAUUAUAUCAUCCCCAUCUUGGUGACGGAUCCUGGAACACCUCCUCUAAGUAACAAUACGGAACUGAAAAUCCAAGUGUGCUCCUGCACAAAAUACAAAGUUGACUGUAGUGGUUCUCCUACAUUUUACACCAGCACAGUUCUGAUCUUCCUCUGGCUCUUCAGUUUAUGCUGUCUGUAAGAACUCCUGACAUUCAAAGCUGGCCUAUCGUUUCACCAUGGUGACAAGCAAAAGGCGUACUAUCCCAAACAGAAGAUCACCUCUGACUUAUUCAACUCCUCCUUCUCCAAAGCUUGGUUGCUUCAGAAAGGGCCUUUCUCGACUUCAGCUUGAUGUCCUCCCAGCAACUGGAUUGUAUUAGACAAAAGUUGCCACGACUUCACUCCAGAUUCCUUCCUCAAGAGCAUUGGACACGAUGA
Molecule: messenger RNA, 2495 nt
Organism: Pseudonaja textilis
Lineage: Eukaryota; Metazoa; Chordata; Lepidosauria; Squamata; Elapidae
Gene: CDH13
Product: cadherin 13
Biological process (GO): multicellular organism development; cell morphogenesis; adherens junction organization
Cellular component (GO): adherens junction; catenin complex; plasma membrane
Molecular function (GO): beta-catenin binding; calcium ion binding; cadherin binding
Source: RefSeq, a predicted model, not a curated record